Messenger RNA from Chanos chanos (milkfish), 907 nucleotides. RefSeq names its product elastase-1. Bases 8 to 817 code for a protein of 269 amino acids. The transcript is spliced from 8 exons. Gene Ontology annotation, biological process: proteolysis. The record is from RefSeq and is a predicted model, not a curated record. NCBI's taxonomy places the organism in Eukaryota, Metazoa, Chordata, Actinopteri, Gonorynchiformes, Chanidae. Gene Ontology annotation, molecular function: serine-type endopeptidase activity.
UACAGACAUGCUGAGAUUCCUUUUGCUGACCAGCCUCGCCGCCCUGGUGCUGGCCGAGGAUGCUGAGCCCAUAUACCUGGAGCACCAGACCAUGGUGGAGAGAGUUGUUGGUGGUGAGAUCGCAAGUGCUAAUUCCUGGCCCUGGCAGAUCUCUCUCCAGUAUCUCUCUGGUGGCAGCUACUACCACACCUGUGGAGGCAGUCUGAUCAGAACAGGAUGGGUGAUGACUGCAGCUCACUGUGUCGACACUUCAAGGACUUGGCGUGUUGUGGUUGGAGAUCAUGACAUCUACACCCAUGAGGGUACAGAGCAGUACCUUAGUGUUAGCGCAGUCUACGUUCACCCCAACUGGAACCGCAACAACGUGGCUGGAGGAUAUGACAUUGCCCUGCUCCGUCUGUCCACUGCGGCUGUUCUUAACUCCAAAGUACAGCUGGCUACUCUGCCUCCAUCUGGUCAGGUCCUGCCCAACAAUAACGCCUGCUACAUCACCGGCUGGGGCCGUACCUCUACUGGAGGUCCCCUGUCUGCCAAGCUGAAGCAGGCUUACCUGCCUGUGGUGGACCACCAGACCUGCUCCAGCAGCAGCUGGUGGGGCAGCACCGUUAAGACCACCAUGGUCUGCGCUGGUGGCGGCAGCGAUUCUGGUUGCAAUGGUGACUCCGGUGGCCCCUUGAACUGUUUGGUGAGCGGCCGUUACGUUGUCCAUGGAGUGACCAGCUUUGUGUCCUCUCUUGGCUGUAACACCUUGAGGAAGCCCACUGUCUUCACCCGUGUGUCUGCCUACAUCAGCUGGUUGCAGGGAAUCAUGGGAUAAACUGAAUGGAACACAAAAUGGGAUCCAGACCAUCCACUCUAGUUCCACAUCCAUACUAACUGAAUAAAGAGAACCCAUUCAGCAAACACA